AACAUAACUGGGGUAGAAACGUCACUCAUAAGAGUGUGGGUGUGGUGAAAGACAUUAAAAGUGAUGACAGUGUGGUUGUUGACUUCCCUGGACAUGCGAACUGGAAAGGAAUUAUCACUGAAAUGGAGAAAGUAACUAAUGAUGAUGAGAUUGGACCUUCAAGUCUGGGCUCCAAUAUUAAGAUUGGAGACAAAGUUCGUGUGAAGCCGUCUGUUGUUACUCCAACACACAAAUGGGGAGCAGUCACCCACAAAAGCAUUGGUGUUGUUAAAAAAAUUCAGGGUGAGUCUUUGACUGUGGAUUUCCCUGAGCAAAAAAACUGGACUGGUAUCGUUUCAGAAAUGGAGAUUGUGGCCAGCACUGGUCUAGAUAUUCAGAAUGGGUCUUUGAUUUUAGAUGUAGAUUUUUCCGGGAUUAUGACCAUUCCUGAUUUAGCUGACAUCAAGGUUGGAGACAGAGUCAGAGUGAAAUCUUCAAUAACUACUCCAAAACACAACUGGGGUGGACAUGUCACACACAAGAGUGUUGGUGUGGUAAAAGAUAUCAAAUCUGAGGAUGUGAUCGUGGAUUUUCCAAAACACAAAGCAUGGAAAGGCAUUCUUUCCGAGAUGGAGUUAGUAAAGGACUCAGACACUGACAUUUCAGGAUUCCCCUAGAUCUUGAGGAUGUGACUGUGGACGUCUCUGCUCACCAUUUGCUUUUGUGAAUGAGUUUUCACUGAAACGUGCCAAUGUCUUUAUUUCUAAGUUUGUAGUCAUGUGAACAUGAAAAAAAAAUACUUGUGGUUUUCAUACUGGUGUCCUUCACAGCACAGGAGAGAUAUUAUAUUAGACAGAAGUUUACUUAAAUGGUUCUUUUCAUUCAAAUUCAUUUGCAUUUUUUGUCUUCCAUUUGUCUCAUGUAUGAUUGGAGCAUCAUUCAUUAGCUACAGGAUGAGUGCUGCAGUUAGAAAGAAUCUUUCUACAUAUAUACUGUAGAUACUGAUUUUUAUCAAGUGAAAUCUGUUUCAGCUCUCGGAAUGAGCACAUACACUGAAUUCUCUCU
Cyprinus carpio (common carp) is the source of this 1044-nucleotide messenger RNA. RefSeq names its product E3 ubiquitin-protein ligase KEG-like. NCBI's taxonomy places the organism in Eukaryota, Metazoa, Chordata, Actinopteri, Cypriniformes, Cyprinidae. The transcript is spliced from 8 exons. Gene Ontology annotation, molecular function: ubiquitin-protein transferase activity. Bases 123 to 656 code for a protein of 177 amino acids. The record is from RefSeq and is a predicted model, not a curated record. Gene Ontology annotation, biological process: protein ubiquitination; defense response; abscisic acid-activated signaling pathway.